This is a messenger RNA of Prorocentrum cordatum, 1471 nucleotides long. Lineage: Eukaryota; Dinophyceae; Prorocentrales; Prorocentraceae. The record is from the annotation of a GenBank genome assembly.
AUGGCCCCGGGCGCCACCCCGACCCCAGCAGAGGGCGUCGCGGCGGGCGCGCCCGCGGCCCGAGCGGGUUUGCGGCUGGCGGGCGUUUGGUUGGCGACGGUGGUGGCGGCCUCCGCCACCUGCCCUGCCCGCACCUGCCAGGCAUCCGCGUGGCCGCCUCCGCUGCCGUCCCCGCCGUCGCCGCCGGCCGGCCCUGGUGCGGCGAGCGUCGCGGCGGCUCUGGCCGCGGAGCUGGGGUCGCUGCUGGCCAACAGUCCCCCCCGGGCGCCGCCGAUCUGCCCUUCGGUGGAGGCGGUGGCCGCGGUGCGGCUGGAGAAGCUCUCGUUGGGCGCGAGGGCCGAGGACCCGACUGUCGCGGCGGAGCCGCCCGUGGUCGGCCCGCACGACGCAGUGGAGGGUCCCGAGCAGUAUUACACUUGGGAGGGCGAGCUGAGGGCCGUCUCAGAGUUCCGUCGCCGCCGCCCUCUACGAGUCACGAGCGGGGGGGUUGGCGGGACGGCGACGCCGCCUGUGGCUGAUGCUAAGCCGCUGGUGGAGGCGGCCGCUGCGGACGCCUGGGGUGCCCCGCGGACCCUGGACCCGCCUGAUGGCCGGGCGUGGGUCGUGGCCUCCCCUGGGACGCUUCUCGCGGGACGCGAGGAGGCCUGUGCCGAAGGCAGCGUGCGGCUCGGCGCCCACCACACCGCCUCCCGCGAUGGCGAGAGCCGGCGAGUCGCGGAGGCGAUCCCCUUGGAGGAGGCCGACGGUCACCGUUGGCGGCGACCCAGGGUGCUCAUGAACCUGUUGGAGAGGCUGAGCCGCGGCCGCCGCAUGGCGCUGGAGGGGAGCCCCGAGUCUGCCGCGGUGCCCACUGCCGUCGGGGCUCUCGACCAGGAGGCGAGCGACAGGGACCUGAGGGACUGGCUUGACUCCGAGGUCGCCGAUUACGUCAGGACGGUGUGGGCACAGCAGGACGGGCGUGGGGAGCACUGCGACCGUUGGCGCGAGGUCGUCCGCGAGGUGACGCGGUACAUCUUCCGCGACUGGCCCCUAUGGGACGGCCUCUCCACCGUAGAGCACAUGAUCAAGAUGGGGGACCCGAACGGUGGCAACCCCCUGCCGUGGUUGGAGAUGGGGGUGCGGGAUCGGGUCAGCAGCUCGACUGACCGCGCUUGCAUCGGGACGAAGGGCUUGCUUUCGGCGAUCAACUACGCUGGAAGUCGUGCCCAUAUCAGUUUGGCCAGCAUGAUGAGCAUCAAGGUGCUGUGCCAUAUGGUGUCGCAAAUCGUGGAGGCCUACUCAAACGACCCCACCAAGCUACCGAAGUGGGGCGGGCCGCGGCACUACAGGGGCGUGACAGGCCCGCGGGGCGUCAUCGACCCCGCGUUGAGGUCGGCCGUCUUCCGUCGGAACACUGAGGAGAUGGAGCUGGGGGGCUGGAAGAGCCGCGCCGCCGGCGUGUCGGCGAUGAGCCCCCUGGCGCUGGAGGCAG